AUGAAUAUAUAUCAAUUAAUGACUAAAGAUGAUAAACCAUUACCAAUCUUUAAUUUAUAUUAAAUGAAUCGAAAUUCAUUACUAGAAGGAUUAAAUUCAACUAGUGAUAAAUUAAUUGCCAUUGCUUAUUAAUCCUUAAAUAAUGAGGUUGCAUUCUUUGAUAUCAAUAUCAAUAAAAACAUAAUACAACCAACCUUAUUUUUUACAUUGUUUUUAGAAUAAGAAUACAGCCAAAAAGCAAGUUUUUUGUGA
Paramecium sonneborni is the source of this 252-nucleotide messenger RNA. Lineage: Eukaryota; Ciliophora; Oligohymenophorea; Peniculida; Parameciidae. The record is from the annotation of a GenBank genome assembly.